CAGCACCCGCGGAGCGAUGGGGUGGCCGGGGGUGCCCCUGGCCCUGCUGGGGCUGUGCUGGGCGGCGAUGGCCGAGCGGCACACGGUGUUCUGGAACAGCUCCAACCCGCGGUUCCUGUGGAGUGACUACACAGUGGAGGUUCGGCUCAACGACUACCUGGACAUCAUCUGCCCCCACUACGAGGAGGGCAGCGUGGACCCCCGGGUCAUGGAGCGCUACACCCUGUACCUGGUGGAGCUCGAGGAGUUCCAGGCCUGCAAACCCAGCUCCAGGGAGCAGAUCCGCUGGGAAUGCAACAAGCCCAGCGCCCUGCACGGCCCCGAGAAGUUCUCGGAGAAGUUCCAGCGCUUCACACCCUUCACACUGGGCAAGGAGUUCAGGGAGGGGCACAACUACUACUACAUCUCCAAGCCCAUCCACCACCAUGGUGAGGCCUGCCUGAAGCUGAAGGUGACGGUCACUGGCAAAGGCACUCCGGCACCACCUGUCCCGGCCUCAACACAGAAGGGGAGGAUCCAGGCAGAUGACGCGGCCGCGCACGUGCUGAGGAGCGUGGGGCAGAACUCGGCCAUGCGCAGCAGCAGCCGCCCCUUCACCUUCAUCAUCCUCCUCCUGCCCCUCCUGGUGCCACAGGGGCUCUGAGCUGCCCCACGUGCCCGGAGUCGCCGAGGUUGGGGAUCCCCGUGGUCCCCACACGCCUGCCCUGCGUGCAGACGGACCAGGAAAGGAUUUGUCAGUAUUAUGGGACUGAAGGGCCCGAAGCCGUCGGAGCAGCCCCGCUGGCCCUUCCAGGAUGGAAGGAGGAGGCCGAGAGGGAGCCUGGAGCUGGAGGGGCUUCCGUGCCUUGGACUGGAGAGGAGUGGGGGGCUGGCACCCCUGCCCCGCAGCUGAGCUUGCCCACCACCCUCGGGGCUCUCCCGGCGGUGGGCUCGGACUGGGACGUGUCCUGCAGGUGGGGACGUGGGGCGGCACCGGUGGCUCUGCUGACCCCCGGGGUCACCGGCUCGGGGAGCCUGGACAGGCUGGAGACGCCCUGGCAGCCGGAGGAGCGGGGCUGUAGGAAACAUCCCCCUCCCCACCGUGCUGUGCCCUUUCCCCACCCUUCAUCCCCUGGCCCUCCCCCAUCCCCCCCCUCCGCUGGGUGCCGGAGGGGCCCCCCCAGCCAACCCCCCCUUUGUACAGCUUUUUAACAGGGAACUUUUUAUACAAUUGUCAGGAAUAAAUAACCAAAACC
Chiroxiphia lanceolata (lance-tailed manakin) is the source of this 1235-nucleotide messenger RNA. It is a transcript of the gene EFNA1, whose product is annotated as ephrin A1. The record is from RefSeq and is a predicted model, not a curated record. Gene Ontology annotation, biological process: ephrin receptor signaling pathway; axon guidance. Gene Ontology annotation, cellular component: plasma membrane. Bases 17 to 643 code for a protein of 208 amino acids. NCBI's taxonomy places the organism in Eukaryota, Metazoa, Chordata, Aves, Passeriformes, Pipridae. The transcript has 5 exons. Gene Ontology annotation, molecular function: ephrin receptor binding.